GUGCACAUUCAUGUCAUUAAUAAUAAUGUGAAAUUAUUGACCGAGGUUACGGUUACCUCAUGAGGGGAAGCAUGUGGUGGUGGAAAACGAUAGGCGGAAGAAUGUAUCCUUUGGUUGUUGAUUUGUAGUUCCCCGCUGCUAGAAUUGUUAACCGUCGUUUCGAAAUGAAUCUUGUCUCUGUAGUCUUGUUCUUCCUAUAAUUAUAAGCCCAAGUAUAUCGCCAUCUCCACAAAAGCCUGAGUGCUGCUAAUCCCAAAUGGCAUUUCCAUUGAGAAAAGACUUGCGGCCAAAAUCAGGCGAACCUGAAGAUUCAGCAUGGAUAUGGGGCAGCGAUGAUGAGUUGGGUAGACUGAACUUGCAGACGCCAGAGAGGGUGAAGAAAGCGUUGGAAACCGUUUCUUCAGGAGAAACUAUUCCUCUUGGACUUCCAUUUGACCAACCAGCACCACCGUGCUACGGGAGAGCUUUCUUCAAGCAUCGCAUUGCUUCUCUGGGAGCUAAACAUACGGUUGAUGAUAGUUACGAGAUGAACCCUCAAAGCACAUCUCAAUGGGAUGGGUUUCGCCAUUUCGCCCAUGUACCCUCUGGAUUCUUCUACAACGGAAUGACGCUUGAGGACAUCUCUGGCCCCAAUGCCUCAACUAAAUGUGGUAUACACGCAUGGGCUACUCGUGGCAUUGCAGGCCGGGGUCUUCUUCUAGACUACGCUCGUUAUGCCGAAGCUAAUGAUAUCAAGCCAGAGUUCUAUGACAACUUCGGUAUCAGUUAUGGGGACCUUGUGAAGGUAGCACAGGGGCAAGGGAUCGAUUUAAGACCUGCAGCGCAAGGAGGUGACAUCCAGGUUGGCGACAUACUAAUAGUCAGAUCCGGUUUCUUGAAGAAUGCAAACUCGCUCACAUACGAGCAAAAGGCAGCUCGCCACCUUCAAGCGCAUAAGUUUGGACCGGACGACGGACAGCGCUAUAUUGGCGUGGAACAGAGUGAGGAGAUCCUAGACUUCUUGCAUGAUUCUUACUUUUCGGCCGUGGCGGGAGAUCAGCCCGCGUUUGAAGCAUGGCCAUCUCGUAAAGACUAUUAUCUCCAUGAGAAGCUGUUGGCACUCUGGGGUUGUCCAAUCGGUGAAUUGUGGGAUCUUGAAAAACUGGCCGAGAAAUGUGCUGAGAGGCAGCAAUGGACGUUCUUCCUCGCCAGUGCUCCCAACAACGUCAAAGGAGGAGUAUCAAGCACAGCAAAUGCUUUAGCCAUUGUAUGAAACAGAUGAAUCGAAUUGGAUAAUUCACCGAAUGAACUGCAUCAUGGGAGUGAGUGACGGUCGCGAGGAAUAUGAAUGGAAUAUUGAAUGAGAAAGCCGCAUCAUAGUGGUGACCCCUGAACCCUCCACGGCUGCUGUAAAAGGGGGAACUAAAAAGGGGCUAGGACGCUACCUAGGAGGCCAGUAAAUAUUCGUCAGAUAUACUUCGCCUUACUGUGACAAAUUGCCUACUAGCACCGAGACAAUUUAUGGGUGAUGAGACGAGAUCCUGAGCAUUUUAGAUCCUAUGGCCGUACUUGAAAGGAGAUUGUAUGGGGAUUUCCGAUAGAGGAGAAUGAUGAAUGAAAGGUAGGUACCCAAG
This is a messenger RNA of Annulohypoxylon truncatum, 1613 nucleotides long. RefSeq lists its product as uncharacterized. The coding region runs from base 257 to 1252 and encodes 331 amino acids. NCBI's taxonomy places the organism in Eukaryota, Fungi, Ascomycota, Sordariomycetes, Xylariales, Hypoxylaceae. The transcript has 7 exons. The record is from RefSeq and is a predicted model, not a curated record. Gene Ontology annotation, molecular function: arylformamidase activity.